Coniosporium apollinis CBS 100218 is the source of this 744-nucleotide messenger RNA. RefSeq lists its product as uncharacterized. The transcript is spliced from 3 exons. Gene Ontology annotation, biological process: endoplasmic reticulum to Golgi vesicle-mediated transport. The record is from RefSeq and is a predicted model, not a curated record. Gene Ontology annotation, molecular function: COPII receptor activity. Lineage: Eukaryota; Fungi; Ascomycota; Dothideomycetes. Gene Ontology annotation, cellular component: endoplasmic reticulum membrane; COPII-coated ER to Golgi transport vesicle; Golgi membrane. The coding region runs from base 1 to 744 and encodes 247 amino acids.
AUGUGGAUUCUGCCCCUGGUAGGCUAUCUGGGCGUUCUACUCGGCUUCGCCUUUCUGACUCUGGCCAUUGCCUCCGGACUGUACUACCUCUCCGAACUAGUUGAAGAACACACCGUGCUCGCCAAGAAGCUCCUCACGCGCCUCAUCUACGGCGUGAUAGCCCUCCAAAUCCUCCUUUGCCUUGUCGACAAGUUCCCCAUCGGCCUCAGCACUCUUAGCGUCUUCAGCCAUGUCAUCUACGCGCAGAACCUCCGGCGCUUCCCCAUCGUCAAGUUGACAGACCCGCUAUUCAUACUCUCAUGCGCCCUCGUCCUCUUAAACCACUACCUCUGGUUCACGCACUUCUCCGCGCCUCCCUCCCGGCCUGGCAGCAGCUACCACAACCCUUACUCCGCGCGCGACGCCUCGAUCCCCACCUUCACCGAGAUCUCGAGCUACUUCGGCCUCUGCGUCUGGCUCGUGCCCUUUGCGCUCUUCGUGUCGCUGUCCGCGGGCGAGAACGUGCUGCCGAGCAUGGGGAGCGAGUACGCGACGGGCGAGGGGAGCAGCUAUGUUAGCGCUGGGCGGGAGUCGACGAUGGGGGCUGCGGGGAGCGUGAGUGGUGUUGGAAGUGGUGGGGGGAGGAAACGCGCGGGCACGAAUGCGGGGAUGGCGAAGGCGGUUGUUAAUGGGGUCAGGGAGUGGGUCGGGGAGACGGGGGAGGUGUUGGGGGUAUGGAGGGGGGAGAAAACGCGGAGGUUCUAG